Molecule: messenger RNA, 1092 nt
Organism: Necator americanus (New World hookworm)
Lineage: Eukaryota; Metazoa; Nematoda; Chromadorea; Rhabditida; Ancylostomatidae
Exons: 3
Coding region: 1-1092 (363 amino acids)
Source: RefSeq, a predicted model, not a curated record
AUGGAAUCCCCGUUUCAGGCUGCCCGCAGAGUUCCGAGCAGCGCAGGUUUGGCGGUUCUGCGCUUUGAUGCAGAAGCCCGAUCAGGGAUCCAGAAGAAAGAAGUCCAAGCAGAAGCCGAUCAGGGAUCCAGAAGCGAGAAGUCCAAGCAGAAGCCCGAUCAGGGAUCCAGAAGCGAGAAGUCCAAGCAGAAGCGAUCCAGAAGAAAGAAGUCCACGCAGAAGCCGAUGAGAGAUCCAGAAGCGAGAAGUCCAAGCAGAAGCGAUCCAGAAGAAAGAAGUCCAAGCAGAAGCCGAUCAGGGAUCCAGAAGCGAGAAGUCCAAGCAGAAGCCCGAUCAGGGAUCCAGAAGCGAGAAGUCCAAGCAGAAGCCCGAUCAGGGACCCAGAAGCGAGAAGUCCAAGCAGAAGCGAUCCAGAAGAAAGAAGUCCAAGCAGAAGACGAUCAGGGAUCCAGAAGCGAGAAGUCCAAGCAGAAGCACGAUCAGAGAUCCAGAAGAAAGAUGUCCAAGCAGAAGCCCGAUCAGGGACCCAGAAGCGACAAGUCCAAGCAGAAGCCCGAUCAGGGAUCCAGAAGCGAGAAGUCCAAGCAGAAGCCCGAUCAGGAACCUAGAAGCGAGAAGUCCAAGCAGAAGCCCGAUCAGGGAUCCAGAAGCGAGAAGUCCAAGCAGAAGCCCGAUCAGGGAUCCAGAAGCGAGAAGUCCAAGCAGAAGCCCGAUCAGGGAUCCAGAAGCGAGAAGUCCAAGCAGAAGCCCGAUCAGGGACCCAGAAGCGAGAAGUCCAAGCAGAAGCCCGAUCAGGGAUCCAGAAGCGAGAAGUCCAAGCAGAAGCCCGAUCAGGGAUCCAGAAGCAAGAAGACCGAGCAGAAGCAGCGCAAACGGAGCGGAGUCCAUGUCCAGGACGUCAGCAAAGAUCAAUACGACCAGCUGAAUAAGGACGUGCAAAUGUUCGUGUCCUACGAAGAGCUGGACGAAGAUGCAUAUCGCAAAUAUGCGGAUGACAUAUUACCGAAACGAGUUCCGCACGAGAUCGAUUUCGAGACGACGGUCGCGAAUCUGGAGAAGCUUUUCGCGUCAAAGAAGACGCUGAUUCGAUGA